This is a messenger RNA of Odocoileus virginianus texanus, 922 nucleotides long. The record is from RefSeq and is a predicted model, not a curated record. Lineage: Eukaryota; Metazoa; Chordata; Mammalia; Artiodactyla; Cervidae.
CGAGGAGACAAGUCUCGCUGAGUAAAGACGCCAAAAAUGUGAAGUGACUAGCUGGGAGCCAAGACGGAAAACUAGGGAAUGGGAGAUAAAGUGGCCUCAUGAAUAGGAAUGCCUGCCCAGACACCAUUGGAGAUGAUGGAUGAAGAUCGGCUAAUUGAAGAAGUCUUGGAUAAAUUUGUUAAUUGUCAUGAGCAAACAUAUGAAGAAUUUCUGAGAACGUUCACUCAUCUUUCAAAAGAUAAUGUGACCAAAAGAGAAGCCUUUGGAACUAAUUCUUCAGAAAACAAUUUUACUUCAAUAAAAUUUACUCAGAGAAAUGAACCAAAUGAUCACCAUCUUAGGAAUAAAGCCAUGUUUCUUCGUACUUCAUCACAAUGUUCGGAAGAGGAGCAGAUAAUGAUAGGUGACGGCCAAAAAGCUGGCAGUUGCUUUCAAGGUGAUCUGAAUCGAGCAGGGGAGGUGAAGGUAGACAAUUUCCUUGAUAUAGAAGAUUUAGACCUGGAUGAAGAGAUUAAUCCCCAGCUGAGCAAGGACGUGCUGCUGCUUCCAGGACAAGUGGAGCAGGAAGUGAGCUUGAGUGUUCCCUCUUACAUUCCUUCUGUGGCCGGCCAGCCUCUCACCCCUGGAACGAAGCCCGGGCCCACCGUGAAAGGAGCAGACAAACAAAGGGAAGAGAUCGUUGGAGAUGAAGUUCAGCCCUUCUCGCUUGAUGAAGAAUUCGAUUACGAUGCAGUGGUGCUAACCCCCAAGUUCACUCCUGCAGAGCUGAACGCUAUCAAAGAGCUAUCCAAGCAGAAGACAAAGAGCGCAGACUUAGAGGAGCCCCAUGACUGAUCCACCCAGACCUCUUUACAUUUAUUUUUAUUUUUUUCUUGCUCAAGUAACAUGAAAUUAAAAGAUAAACCUGUUGUAAUCCCCUUUA